UUUUUCUCAUUCCAAGACUGCGUUUUUUCCAUCGUUCGGCUCUAUAUAUCAACCACUGAGAACAACAAAAAAAGGCCUGGUGUGUGUGCUUAGAAAGAGCCCAUCAAGCAGUUUUUUUCCUACUACUUUGCCUGGUUAUUAGGCCAGAAAGGGGGAAAUUAGGCAGAAAAAGGAUGAACAGGAAAGAGCUGAUGAGGGACCGCGGCUUGACGAGGUUUUUGCUGCGCACUUCAACCAAUUUGAGCGUCGGCGACGAAGGAAAAGUGAUCAUCAACUUCGAAGAGGCUCUGUUUGCUAUGCUCGAACAAGACGGGAAAGUGAAUGCGGGGAAAUUAUUCAAGAGCUUUGAGGAACAAGGAAUCCGUCGCGACGACCCGAGGUUGAGGACGAUCAUCGACACCUUGUCACAAAUGUCGUUGAAAAUGAGUGUCGACUCUGAUCUCGGGGAACCGGUCCUUAUAGAAAACCUGGCCAUUGACAAACCUUCCUUCAUCAAACUUUCUCAGGUUUACAAUCGCAUUCCGCAAACUGCCAAGGCCGAUCCCGGGGCUUUCGGGGUCGCAGUUUGUUCCAUCGACGGUCAGCGAUUCUCUGUUGGAGACACGAAAACCUUUUUCCUUUUGAUGUCCAUGAGUGACGCUUUGAUGUACGCCUUGGCCAGGAGUGAGUUGGAAAGCGAGGAUAUCGAGAAGUACAUCGGUCAGGAACCGAGUGGCAGGGAUGCCAAAGAACUCGCUCUGGAUUCCAGGAACAGGCCGUUCAAUCCGCUGAUCGACUCUGGGGGAAUAAUGAUCGCAGCGCUCAUCCAGAAGCUCGUUCACCCGGACCUGAAAUACUCUGAGGUUUUCGACUGGGUCUUCAACAGUUUCAAGAGAGCCACUGGAGGGAUGCCAUUCCGAUUUAACAAUGCUGCUUUCAUUGCCACCAAGGAAGCUGCGGAUGGCAACUAUGCCCAGGCUUAUUACAUGAGGGAAAUGAAAUGCUUUCCGCCAGGUGCAGAGCUUUUGGCUUGCAUGGAUCUAUACCUCCAGUGCCAUUCGAUGGAGUCAACGUGCGAGACGUUAGCUGUGAUUGCAGCCACUUUGGCCAACGGUGGCAUCAAUCCCCUGACCGAGGAAAUGGUUUUCAAAGGGGACGCAGUCACGGACAUCCUGUCUCUCAUGCAUUCCUGCGGACUGAAGGAGUACUCGGGGGCAUUUGCCUUUGAAGUCGGAAUGCCUGCCAAAUCCAAUGCGUGUGGAGCCCUCAUGGUCGUCGUGCCAAAUGUUUUGGGCUACUGCGUCUGGUCCCCGCCGAUAGACCCCAUGUUCCAGUUGUCCCUCCGCGGACUGGCGUUUUCUGAGAAAAUCGUGUCCGCGUUUCCCUUCCACCACUUCGACAACGUCAAGCAGCCAUGCAGCAAGAAAACGGAUCCCUGUCGAUCCCUGGUGGACGAAAGAGCGGAACCCGUCGUUUCCCUGCUUUUUUUAGCAGCAUCCGGAGAUGCGAAAGCGAUGCACAGGUUCUUCAUGUCCGGCAUGGACAUGUCCGUGGCUGAUUAUGACGGCAGAACUGCUCUGCACUUGUCAGCUGCCGAGGGACAUGGGGAAUGUGUCGAGUACCUCAUCAAGGUCUGCGGAGCAGAUCCCAAUGUCGUCGACAGAUGGGGUCAGACGCCGUUGGACGACGCGAUUUUAUUCGGCAACACGGAGGUCGCCAGGAUAUUAGCCGACGCUGGAGGAAAACCGAAAGCCACCGAAAGCGAGAAAUGAAAACAAGGAAAUAGGAAAUCUCCAAAAUAUGAGCAAGAAUCCAAUUUUCGUACUUCUUCUUCUCCUCUCGUCAUGGUUGAGUAAGGAAAUCCAGUGGGGAAAAAUAUCCCGGUGAUGAUGCCUUAUUCUUCCGCUUCUUGAUGGGCAAAGAACAAUAAACUGCGCACCGCAUACGCGAGAAAUGAUAUCCCA
Notodromas monacha is the source of this 1943-nucleotide messenger RNA. Lineage: Eukaryota; Metazoa; Arthropoda; Ostracoda; Podocopida; Cyprididae. The record is from the annotation of a GenBank genome assembly.